GAACUUGUCUACAACGAUUGCUAUUUGAUGGUUUAAGUAAUUACAUUGUUUCAACUUGAUUCCAUGUUGUCUUGAUUAGUGAAUAUAAUUGUUUUCGUGGGAUGUUUCAAUCAAUACUUGUUUGCUUCUUCAAGGAAUAUAAUUGAUGGAAUCAACUUUAUUAAAAGAAACAAGAUGAAAUAUAAAUUAAACGAUAAGUUGUCAAAUGGAUCCUACGUUAAUCAAUCCAUCUGUCCAAUUAGAUGUUCAAUAAUAAUAAAUUUGAUUAUUUGUGCUCUGUUGCUAUUUGAAACAAUUGAUUGUUCAACAGCUCGUUUAAAUGUUGCCGAGGAAAUAUUAAAGUCGGUUAAAAAUCUCCAAGAUAAUUGCCAACAAUGGACAAGUCGACCAUUAGCAGAGGAAACAUUCAUGGAAAAUUUGGCCUCUCGGCUAAGCUUGACUGAGGCCAAAUUGGAAAAUGCCAUUUCAAAUAUUAAACUCACUGAAAAUCAGCGUUUGGUGGAAACCAAGUUGAAUUUAAUUGAAAGGCUGGUUGAAAAUAAUUUUGACCGACUGGCAAAGAAGUUCGAGGAAAUGUCUGAGACUAUUAGAGGAUUACAAACCAUGGUUAUUAUUAAUCACAAUUCAACCGAGGAAAAGAUAAAGAAACUAUUGAACACUGUAACUGGACUACUUAAUGAACAAUGGACAAAUGGACAACGAGAAGAGUCAACAUCCGCAUCAGCUGAUUUGAUUGGUGAAUUACAGACUUUCUUGGAGCAAAAGUUGAUGAACACUGAGAAACUCAUUAAUCGUCAUGUUACUCUGGUAAAGGAUGAGAUUAAAGAGUUGGUUGGUGAUUACAGAAUGAAAAGUUGGACCAACGAGUUAGCUUCCAGCAUUGUUGAUAAUAGUGAUAAUGUUGAUCUAGUGGGUGUCUUUAAUCAAAUGAGGAGUGAAGUUAACCAUAAAGUUGAUAAAAUUGAGAAUCAAGUGAAAUUUGCCAACCAGGAGAUCAAUUUCAAAUUGGACAAUCAGUUGGGUUUAUUGAAAAAUUUGACUGAUCGACAUCCAUUAAUCCGAAAUGUUCCAUCUUUUUCUUAUGAACGGAAUCAAUCAAAAGAUACACAUUCAUUAGAUUCAUCCACAUUAUUGCCAAUAUCAAUUGAAUUGAUGACAACAGAGCCAUUUACUGCCCAAACUAAUGAGACAGGAAAAUCGGAUAAACCUCUGGUCGAUAAUUUAGCCAACAAGAAGUACCGAUGCCAGAUACAGCCAAAUAAAACAGCAAUGGUCGACUGUGAAAUCAUGUCAUUCAAAUCGUCCUGGAAGACUUGCGUUGACAUUUAUAAUGACAAUAUAACUUGUGAUGGAGUCUAUUUGAUCAUGAUGGAACCGCGACCCUCACGAGUUUGGUGUGAUAUGAGUGAUAAUGGAGGUGGUUGGAUGGUAAUCCUUAGACGUGGUAACUUCGACAAUAAGUCAACUUCAAUCAGCUUCAAUCAAAAUUGGUUUCUUUAUAAAUACGGUUUUGGAGAUCAAAAAGAUGAAUAUUGGUUAGGCAAUGAACACAUUCAUCGUUUAACAAGCUCAACUCCUCAUCAACUGCAGAUUGAUCUGGAAUCUUAUGAUGGUCAGUGUAUAUCCCUUGAUUAUGGACACUUUAAAAUGGAUUCAGAGGAAAAAGCUUAUCGAUUAGUUGUUGCCGAUGCUCGAGGUCCUCAUGCAGUCAUUGGUGAACAAUUAUUACUUUACAAUAACAGCGCAUUCAACACAAGGGAUAGAGUAAACAACCAUAACUCACUUCGAUGUGGCCAUUUCAAUGGUGGUUGGUGGUUUAAUGGCUAUACUUGUUUUGAAAUAUUUUUGACUGGCGAAUUGAGUGGUCAAGAUGAUUACAAAGGACAAUUACCUGGAAUACAUUGGUAUUCCUGGAAGCCAAAUAAAGCUUUAAAAUCAGUACAAAUGAAAAUUAGACCAGUUUUAAAAUGAAAUUGUAGUGUAUUAAAACUAUUAUUACAAGUUCAUUUUUAGUAAAAAAACAACCCUUAUGACGAGAAUGUAAAUAAAAUGGAGAAUUUUUUGCCCAAAGCAAUUUUGCAGCGAUUAAGUCUGUGUAUGACAGUCAAGUAUUUGAUAAUAUCGCUGGGCGCAAAGAGUGCUUAAAUGAUUCAUUGAAUUAUUUACUCAUUUGGUGCUUUGAAAAUCUCAAGAUGAACGCUUUUGUGUACAUAAUCUGGAUUAAAACCUUUCAACUAA
Tetranychus urticae (two-spotted spider mite) is the source of this 2238-nucleotide messenger RNA. RefSeq lists its product as uncharacterized. The record is from RefSeq and is a predicted model, not a curated record. NCBI's taxonomy places the organism in Eukaryota, Metazoa, Arthropoda, Arachnida, Trombidiformes, Tetranychidae.